UUAAAGAGUGAAAUGGAUAAAAGACUGGUUUGCAGCAACGACCGUAAUAUCCUUCUGCUUUCAGCCAUAAAGACAGAUCUCAGUUUUCUGCUCGAGUGUCUGAAGUUUCAGAUGAAAUGUCCUGAUUUGCAAAAACAAGCUCUUCUCACCAUCCUCUCAAUCUGUGAAAAAAGAGAGGACACUGUGGACAUGCUGAGAGAAAUGGGAGGUGUGGCAUUUGUGUAUAACCUCUCCAAAUCCAGUAUCGUUCAUUCAGGCGUUAAGGAGACUGCACUCUUUACACUUGGCACGCUGGCAGAAGCCAAUGUGUAUUGCAAGAACUCUCUCAGCAGAAAGGAGACAUUUGCAGAGGUUGCUGGUUGGUUGAUGAAAGAAGACAUCCCACUGACACAUAAGAGAGUGUCUGUCUAUUUGCUGUCCGUGUUGGUUGCCAACAACAAAUCAGGACAGACUUUAGCCCAAACCACUGGCUGCCUGGAUAUUCUCCUGCACCUCUUCAGGACCGCUUUCCCCCUCUCAACAGAGCCUACUUUGAGAGCAGCUAAUGCUACUCAAACCUACCAACUUUGGGCAUCUGUGUCUAGUGCUCUCUGUGGAUGUGUCAACAACCCACAGAAUGAGGAGGGUCAGCGUGUUUGUGUGGCAGCCUUUCCCGUAAUAAAAAUCUGGCUUCAGCAGAUUGCUUUGCCACACACUGAGAUUUUUCAGCCCAUAUGUUCCUUCAUAGCAAUGACAGUUGCCAACAACUCCUGUGUCCAGGAGAGUUUUUCUGCCUCAGGUUGUCUGGACACCCUCAGUCUUGCACUGGUUCGUCUGGCUUCUGCAGCAGAUACAAGCUUGUUGUCUUGCCAGCUUUCUGUCACUAUAUCCAAGACCUUGUCAGCUUGCAUCACAGAUAACUCUUUUCUGGCUUCAGGUCUGGCUCAGUAUGGCGUGGUUUUCCACCUCUUCUUCCUGCUGGCUAGCCCACACCUGGAACCUGAGGACAGGCUCUCUGUUUUACUCACCCUGGGCCACUGUACUGAGGCCUCUGAGGAGCAUCAGUCCCAGUUGGUGCAGUGUGGAGGCCUGCCUUUUAUCAUAACCCUUCUCACUGAGGAUAUAAAUGAGGAGGUUAGGAAGGCUGCUACAUUCAUAUUGCAGUCCUGCAAACCGGCCCUCAUGUCCUUGGGAGUGCCUGGUCUGAUAUCGAGACAGGGGGAAGAUGAAAACGUGGAGCCCCUUAAAAACAUGGAAGGCUUCAAGAGCUCAGCAAGAGAGUUGCUGCGGAGGAUUGACCUGCUAGAGAAGAGACAGGCAGAUGAGGCUAUGGCUGAGCAGGAGGACACAGACCCAUCAGCUUCAACUGAAGGGCUAGGCCAACUAGCUCUACCUCCCACCUUACCUCUGCCUCUGCAGCAGAAGGAGAGCAUUAAAACCAUCCCCACAACAUAUAAACAAACCAGCACUCUUCAGCAAGUAGAAGCAGGGGGUGAUGACAACGUUCAACUUAAAACUGUCAGAAACAUGAUUGUGAAUGAGAAUGACGGCGAACUGAAGAACAAGAGCUUCAGUGUAAGUAUCUGGGAAGAGAAGGCUAAAACGAGUGGAGGGGAUGUGUGGUGCUCAGUGUGCAAGCGUACUGGAGCCCUGAUGUCUUCCCAUCUGCAGGCACUAGAGAGAGGCAGAGAGCCUCAUACAGCAGACAAUCAGUUGUUUAAGCACCCAGCACCAGUGAGGCGAUGUGUACCAAAAGAAAUCAAAUAUACUGAUGAAGAAGAGCUGCAGGAUCGUGAGAUGAGUAAGGUGGGGAAAAUCCCUGUGGAGGAACACUCACACUCUAAUAUCCGGUGUGCAGCUUGUGUGUUACCUUUUGAGGAGGUGACCAGUCGCACUUUUGCGUCUCUCCAAAGCUCCUGCCACCACAGCUGUGACAUGCACAAGGUUCUGCAGGAGGCCACAGAGCGGUUCAGGACUCGCCACUGCAACCUCCUGUUGAGGAGAGUGGAGCAGACAGAACCUGACCCAGAGAAAGAUUCAGCAGCAGCGCCACAGAGAAGCUGGAAAAACUGGAGUGAUGUCAGCCUGACUCCAAUACAUAAAGGAGCAGAGAAAGGAAAGAGCUCCCUGCUAGAAGACCACUGGAAGAAGCGCUUUGACAUCACUUUGACUCCACUGCACAAAGGAGCUAAAAAGGACAUCACUUUUAACAAGACAGGCCGCCUUCCAGGUCCAAGCUUGACUCCCCUGAAAAGGUCUCAUCUUCCUCAAGAGAAGAUAGAGCAAAGACUUCAGCUGUGAGGAGAUGCGCUACCUACCGGAGUGAAGAAAUACAGUUUCUCCUGGAACUUUAUCUUCUCCUUAUAACUCUCCCAGCCUGGAUGCACUAAUGUUGGCCUGGCCAAGAAAUACGCACAGCUAAUGGCAACAAGAGAAAAUCUCCUUUAAGAAGUUUGAUAUUUUUCAUCCUAACAGCCAAACUGCAUUCAGAUUAACAGCAGUUUGACUACUGUUUCUUUUCCUUCAAACCUUCCCUCUCUUCAGUUCAAAACACAAAGAGGCAUUUACUUCGUACAUUUAUAAUAUAUUCUACUGUGUGUGUGUUUACUUCAGAUAUUCAUAAUAUAUUGUACUGUAUUUAUAUGGAUUUGUAGCACUUUGGUGGAUAUUGUUCAUUGUUUCUUGUUAUUAAAACAGAUGUUUGAGAUUCUUA
Messenger RNA from Dicentrarchus labrax (European seabass), 2692 nucleotides. RefSeq names its product telomere repeat binding bouquet formation protein 1 (gene terb1). Lineage: Eukaryota; Metazoa; Chordata; Actinopteri; Moronidae. The transcript is spliced from 19 exons. The record is from RefSeq and is a predicted model, not a curated record. Gene Ontology annotation, biological process: meiotic attachment of telomere to nuclear envelope; homologous chromosome pairing at meiosis. Bases 13 to 2280 code for a protein of 755 amino acids.